Messenger RNA from Actinia tenebrosa (Australian red waratah sea anemone), 1989 nucleotides. Its product is annotated as reticulon-1-A. NCBI's taxonomy places the organism in Eukaryota, Metazoa, Cnidaria, Anthozoa, Actiniaria, Actiniidae. Gene Ontology annotation, cellular component: endoplasmic reticulum membrane; axon. The record is from RefSeq and is a predicted model, not a curated record.
GGCUCRAAAUGAUUGCGCCAGUACAAAAAUAAUUUGCCAUCAUCUCUAAAUAAAUCUCUCUWGGACCUUGGUGUUUCCUUGCGUAAGAGCUUUCUUUGAAGCCACAGUGAUCUCGUCAGUUGAAGAUUUAGAUAUUCAUUAUUAAAUACUACCUGUAAGUUGUUUGGGCGAUGGCAGAUAUCGAGAACGAGAACGAGAACCCAGAGUCGCACGACUUUAUAAACGUCGAUAAACCCGAAGCAGACGUUGKAGCUGAAGAACCAAGUGAACCUCAAGUUAGUUCUACUACAGAAGACAUGGAUUCUACUAAACCUGAGGAUGAAGAAACUUUUGAGAAGCAGGAGGAGAAUAGUGCUCCAGAGGAACCGCCAAAAGUAGAACCUCCAGAGGAAAAGCCAGCAAUUCCUGAUUCAUCUUCGCCUUCUACCAAAGAACUUACAAGCUUCCCAGCUCGAUGGAUGAAGGAAAACAACGUGGAUCAGAGAGUGAUUGACCUUAUUUACUGGCGAAAUAUCAAGAAAUCAGCAGUGGUGCUUGCUCUCAAACUAACAGUACUCAUAUCCCUCACCAUGUACUCACUCUUGAGUGUGAUCACAUUCUUCUCCAUGGCUUUGCUAACAGUUGCUCUUCUUUAUCGUGUUGGGAUGACUGUCAUGGGAGCAAUUCAAAAGAGUGGCACAGAAAAUCCCUUCAAGAAUUGGUUGGAAAAGGAUAUUGAGAUUUCCAAGGAAAAGGCAUCAGACUUCACUGAACUCAUUGUAUCCCGUGUCAACUGUGGAACUAAAAGACUUAGAAGACUCUUUUUGGUUGAGGAUAUUGUGGAUUCCAUCAAGUUUGGUGUCAUUCUGUGGGUGCUGUCAUAUGUUGGAGCAUGGUUUAGUAUGUUAACACUGAUGAUUGUUGCCACAGUUCUGUCAUUCUCACUUCCAAGGGUUUAUGAGGACCACCAGGACAAAAUUGAUGAAGUCGUGAAGAAAGUACAUACUCAAUUGAAAGCAAUCAUUGAACAGGCCAAAUCCAAGCUUCCAGAAAAGCUGCGACCCAAGGAGAAGACCACCUAAACUUUAUUUGGCCACAUAUCAAGAACCCUCAAAACAAUAUCCAACAUUGAUGCUAUUCAAAGUUUACAAUCCGCCAUUUUGUUUGAUUCGGCGUGAUCGAUCCUUCAGAGGCGUUGCAGAAGACUUACUUUUGUUUUAGCAAUUGGACAGCAAAUUAAUUCAAAGAACUAUACAAUCUAAGUAGUUUCGGUUAGAUAUUCUUUGGGUGGACCGAGUAUUGAACUGUGUGGUACACCACAAAUGCUCAAGAAGAAGCCUAGAGCAUUUUAAUCAUUUGUGUUCAAGGUUGUGUAUCAGUUAUAUCCUUGUCAGUAAAGUUAGUACGUGCUAUGUGCAAGAAAUCCUAUUAGGUAUUUCAGCACGCUUAGCGUAGCCCAACUCGUUUAAACCUGCAGCAUAGUACGUCGGUCCAAAGGGUCAUAAACUUACUUUUACUUAGCCUGCGUGGCGGCUCUCCUCCCCUAUCCCCUAGAGCCGCCUCGCCACGCAGACUAGCUUUUACUGGGAUUAUAUACAAACUUCUUAGUUUAUUCGGUUUCUUUUUCUAUUUGCUUUAAAAUCUAGUAUCUAUUUUCGUUUUUUUUUUUUAAUGCUAAAAACAAGUGCGUGAUUAGAGCCGUAGUUCAUACUUUUAAAAAAAUUGCUAAUAAUCGCUAGUACCUAAAUUAGAGUUCUGGAGAGUUGUACAGACAAAAAUAAGGAUUUCUUUGUCAAGUCGUUAUUCUCAUGAUUGUAUACAUAUAUCUUUCCAAUCCACAAGAAAGUACUAUACCAAGCCGUUGCAUGAUCGGUAUGAGCUGUCGCUCCAAGGACACAGCUUCUAACUACCGCUAUUAUGCUUCGUAGACGUUGAACUGUUUGGUUUCUGUGGUUCUGUGUUUGCUUAGUCGAUGUAUUUAAAUACGCAAACGUAGUUAACGUGUUCAAA